Bactrocera dorsalis (oriental fruit fly) is the source of this 2007-nucleotide messenger RNA. RefSeq names its product fibrillin-2-like. The transcript has 2 exons. Bases 113 to 1816 code for a protein of 567 amino acids. Lineage: Eukaryota; Metazoa; Arthropoda; Insecta; Diptera; Tephritidae. The record is from RefSeq and is a predicted model, not a curated record.
UUCCAAAAUUGGAAUAAUAUUGUACGGUUCCUGCGAAUAUCAAACUCAGUUGGUUUUUGUACGUGUCGCGGCUUACAUACUACUUACGGAAGAGCGAAAAUAUUAAGUAAAAAUGCGCUUGUCUAAUUUGUGGUUACUGCUGAUCCUGCUUGGCAUGAUAAGCUACUCACUUGCACUUAGCGGUGUGUGCACAGCGAGAUAUCGCAAUCGACGUGUACGCGUUUGUUGUAAUGGAUACAAAAAAGUGGGAAAUGGGUGCAAACCUAUCUGUACGAAUGGCAAUUGUGUCAGGCCGGAAGUGUGUGCGUGUAAACCUGGAUACAAAAAAGUGGGAAAUGGGUGCAAACCUUUCUGCUCUGAGGGCUGUGUGAAUGGGCUUUGCAUUAAGCCGGACGUGUGUGCGUGUAAACCUGGCUACGAUAAACAAAAUAAUUAUCGGUGCAUACCACACUGCAAUAAGUGCACGGGAGGCUUCUGCAUUGCGCCAAAUGUAUGCAAGUGCAGUAGCGGCUAUGCCCUGAACGCCACUGGCGUCUGUGAUCCAGUUUGUACUCUCGGUUGUCCGAAUGGUCGGUGCGUUGCUCCGGAUACCUGUGAAUGCAGCGAAGGAUAUCUUAUGAGCGCUUCGAAUGUCUGUGAACCAGUUUGUUCCAGCGGUUGUCCAAAUGGUCGGUGCGUUGCCCCAGAUAUCUGUGAGUGUAGCGAAGGAUAUCUUAUGAGCGCUUCGAACGUCUGUGAACCAGUUUGUUCUAGCGGUUGUCCGAAUGGUCGAUGCGUUGCCCCAGAUACCUGUGAGUGCAGCGAAGGACAUCUUAUAAGCCCUUCAGAAAUCUGUGAACCAGUUUGUUCCAGCGGUUGUCCAAAUGGUCGGUGCGUUGCCCCAGAUAUCUGUGAGUGUAGCGAAGGAUAUCUUAUGAGCGCUUCGAACGUCUGUGAACCAGUUUGUUCUAGCGGUUGUCCGAAUGGUCGAUGCGUUGCCCCAGAUACCUGUGAGUGCAGCGAAGGAUAUCUUAAGUGUGCUUCGAAUGUCUGUGAUCCAGUAUGUUCCAGCGGCUGUCCGGGUGGUCUAUGUAUUGCGCCUAAUAUUUGCCAAUGCUUGGAGGGAUAUCUUAUAAACGGUUUGGAUAUUUGUGACCCCGUUUGUUCUACUGGAUGUUUAAAUGGCCAUUGCAUAGCUCCAGAGAAAUGUGAAUGUUUAGAAGGAUUUGAAAAAACCGAAAUGGGAACUUGUAAAGCAGUCUGUUUGAAUGGCUGUCUGAAUGGUCAGUGUGUUUCCCCAAAUACAUGUGAAUGUCUGGCAGGUUAUGUUUUGAAUAAAGAAAAUGAGUGCGCUCCAAUUUGUUCAAUGGGUUGUCAAAACGGUUCGUGUGUGGCGCCGGAGACAUGCAAGUGCAACUUUGGUUUUGCUAUGUCCCCGCUUAACAGUUGUGAACCUGUUUGUGAUGGUGGUUGUGUUGACGGUGAUUGCAUCGCACCCGGAGUUUGUAGCGGUAAAUCAUUCGAUACGGUAUUUAGCAGUAGCACUAUGGGCUCUAUUCUAACAACAACGUUACUGGCGGGCUCUUUUGAUAAUGACAACGAUAGCAUUGAUGACUUUGGUGAUAGCGGAAAAGGAAGAGACGACAGCGACUUUUUUGGAGACAGCAGUGAGGCCAAUACCUUUUUUGAAGCAGAGUAUCGUUGCAACCAUCGUUGUAUCCAUGGAACUUGUCACGGCGAUAGCUGUGUGUGCAACGAAGGUUAUGAGCUGCAUUCAGAGGAAGACAAAGAUAUCUGUGUUGCUAUCAUACCUGCAGGUCUGGACUCUUUUCACUAGCGGACCCGUCCACGUUUUACUGGGGCUGACACAUUGAUAAUAGUACUACUACCAUCUAUACUGUUCCUAUUAGUUAUGUUAUAACUAUUAAUUAAUGAGAUAAAACAUUUUUGUGCAGCAACUUAUGUUAGUUUACAAAAAAAAGGGAUAAUAAAGAAAUUCGUGUGUUAAUAAAUCAUUGCUUUUUGGGG